This is a messenger RNA of Neofelis nebulosa (Clouded leopard), 2658 nucleotides long. It is a transcript of the gene MLNR, whose product is annotated as motilin receptor. NCBI's taxonomy places the organism in Eukaryota, Metazoa, Chordata, Mammalia, Carnivora, Felidae. Gene Ontology annotation, biological process: G protein-coupled receptor signaling pathway. The record is from RefSeq and is a predicted model, not a curated record. The transcript has 2 exons. Gene Ontology annotation, molecular function: G protein-coupled peptide receptor activity. Gene Ontology annotation, cellular component: plasma membrane. Bases 120 to 1403 code for a protein of 427 amino acids.
GCUGCCCGAGGAAGCGCCUCGCCAGCGGGGCCCUGCGUUGAGCCCCCGGGGCAGCCGGAGGAGCGGCGGCUCAGAAGGGCGCCGAGCGCGUCCGUGCGCCCUGCCGGCGCGGCGCGUCCAUGGGCAGCCCCUGGAACAGCAGCGCCGGCGCGGACGGCGCGGACGGCGCGCUGCUGCCGUGCGACGAGCGCCUCUGCUCGCCCUUCCCCCUGGAGGCGCUGGUGCCUGUGACCGCCGUGUGCCUGGGCCUGUUCGCCGUCGGGGUGAGCGGCAACGUGGUGACGGUGCUGCUGAUCGGGCGCUACCGGGACAUGCGGACCACCACCAACCUGUACCUGGGCAGCAUGGCCGUAUCCGACCUGCUCAUCCUGCUCGGGCUCCCCUUCGACCUGUACCGCCUCUGGCGCUCGCGGCCCUGGGUGUUCGGACAGCUGCUCUGCCGCCUCUCGCUCUACCUGGGCGAGGGCUGCACCUACGCCACGCUGCUGCACAUGACGGCGCUCAGCGUCGAGCGCUACCUCGCCAUCUGCCGCCCGCUCCGUGCCCGCGUCCUUGUCACCCGGCGCCGCGUCCGCGCCCUCAUCGCCGCGCUCUGGGCGGUGGCGCUGCUCUCCGCCGGGCCCUUCUUCUUCCUGGUGGGCGUCGAGCAGGACCCCGGCCUCGACGCGGUCCCGGACCUAAACGGCAGCGCCCCGCUCACGCCCUCGCCCCGCACCUCGCCGCCACCGUCGCACCCCGGGUCCUCGCGAGCGCCACCGCUGUCCCCCCUGUCGGGCCUCGAGGCCGCGGCGGCCGCGGCUCUGUUCAGCCGCGAGUGCCGGCCCAGCCCGGCUCAGCUAGGCGCGCUUCGCGUCAUGCUUUGGGUCACCACCGCCUACUUCUUCCUGCCCUUUCUGUGCCUCAGCGUCCUCUACGGGCUCAUCGGCCGGGAGCUGUGGAGGAGCCGGGGGCCGCUACGAGGCCCGGCCGCUUCUGGGCGCGAGAAGGGCCACCGGCAGACGGUCCGCGUCCUGCUGGUGGUGGUUCUGGCAUUUAUAGUGUGCUGGUUGCCUUUCCACGUUGGCAGGAUCAUUUACAUAAAUACGGAAGAUUCCCGGAUGAUGAACUUCUCUCAGUACUUUAACAUUGUUGCUUUGCAACUUUUCUAUCUGAGUGCAUCCAUCAACCCAAUCCUCUACAACCUCAUUUCAAAGAAGUACAGAGCAGCGGCCUGGAAACUGCUGCUGGCUACACAGUCCAGACAGAGAAGUUUCUGCCGAAGCAAGGACACCGAGGGGGACAUGGGAGGAGACGCUGCUGGCUACACAGAGACCAGCGCCAAUGUACAGACGUCGUCAACCAGUACCGCCAAGCAAGUCGCCUUGUCCCACAAUGCUGAGACUUCAGGGAAGACAGGUCUGUAGGGAAAUCAGGACUGAAGGGGGCAGGGGGUGGGGGGCGGUACUGAUGCCCUCAGGAAGAGUUGGGAAGAGUGGUCAACAUUCUGCAAUUGGUCAACAUGUCAACAACAUGUCAGCAUGAUGUUCGUUUUUAAAACCAAGGUAUGCAAUUUAACCGCCCUCCAUUUUCCCCCCUCAAGGAUGUUCAUUUCAGACUCACGAAAUCCCACAUCACAAAAUGUGCUCUGGGAGGUUUUCUAAGUCUUCAUUCUCCUAGACUUUGGAAAUAGGAUUGCUCAUUUUCUGGGUAAUAAGAAAGAUGCUGCCAUGAAAAUUGUCACCUCUGAGAUCAGGGGUGUAUUUUGUUUUUAUGUUUUGGAUAUACACGUAAUGGUGCCUAUACAAGGAACCCAGGAUAAUAAGAGUUUUUAUUCAAGAAAUUACUUAAUGUCUAUAUAAGGUAGCAAAAUUGUUUAGAAGUAAGUGAAAGGAAUUCUGGGUAAAAACCAAUGUGCAGCUGCCUCACUCCUGGCUCAGAACAAAUCAUAGAGUUUAGGGACAACACUGUCUUUCAGAACUGCUGUUCAUAUGCACCGUGUUGCAACCCACUUGUCCCCAACACUGCCCAUGGGGCUUGCCGGGCGCCAUUGCCGUGAGGUAACAAACCUGGGCACGGAAGCCUGAGAGCAGGGAGCUGCAGCAGGACUUGGCUUCUUGACAGAGUGACUACUAAUGACAUUUAUGAAGAUCUGAUUUGCCUCAGCUUGGUGGGAUAAGAGUUGUCAUCAUUCCUGUUUUACUGGUAAUGGAACGGAAUCUUACAUUUCCCAGACAGGAACUGGUGGGUCUGAGUCCGAACUCCGAUCUUUAAGAUUCUUACCCACUCCCACCCUGAGAAACUGCUCUUAGUGAAAAAACACAAGGGUCCACGGAUGCCGUCAAGGGUGAAGGAGAAUGUCUUGGGCAUUCUGACCAACAGCUCUGUAACUGUUUUGUGUUUUAGUUAAAACACAGAACUGUCUUCAGAGGGCUGCGGUUGCCGCCUCACCCAGCUCCAGGGGGCCUCAUUCACACCACAGUCUAUAUGAAUGGCGCCCCCUGGAGGUGGGCAGGGCGCAGAGUGCUGAGUUGUAAACUACAAACGGUAAAGGGGAAAACAAGACUCUGCUCAACGUGCUGACAAAGUUCUGUCACGUUUCCAUGUAAUUAACUAAACACAGGGGUGCCUUCAAGUCCCCAUAAAGGAUGCUAACACCCUGGCCCUGCCCUCAAUUGGUAC